Lactuca virosa is the source of this 1749-nucleotide messenger RNA. The record is from the annotation of a GenBank genome assembly. NCBI's taxonomy places the organism in Eukaryota, Viridiplantae, Streptophyta, Magnoliopsida, Asterales, Asteraceae.
AUGACUCAUCUGCCGGAAGAAGUAGUAGAAAUCAUCAUCAAUAGGCUUACCUCCAAUCGCGAUCGCAAUUCCGCCUCCUUGAUCAACAAAUUAUGGUACAAAGUCGAUAGAUACAGUCGACGCGUCGUGUAUGUCGCCAAUUGUUACGCUUUAUCUCCUGAAAGAGUCGUCGCGAGGUUUCCAAUGCUCCGAUCGCUAACUCUGAGAGGCAAACCCAAUAUUUCCGACUCUAGAUUGUUCCCUAGGGAUUGGGGCGGCUCCGUCGAUCCAUGGAUUGAAGCCAUGUCGAAGAAUUGCCGGUCCUUGGAGGAACUCCGGUUGAAAAGGAUGGUGAUAUCUGAUCGGAGCCUCGAACUGACCUCAGUUUCUUUUCCCUACUUCAAGUCUCUGAUUUUGAGCUCCUGUUGUGGCUUCACCAUCACUGGUCUUUCGGCCAUCGCUUCCAAUUGCUCGAUGCUUGAGCAAUUGGAAGUGGAAAAGAGUGAUGUUACAGAUAACAGCGGGGGAGAGUGGCUGAGCAACUUCCCUGAGAGUUUAUCUUCCCUCGUGUCCUUGAAUAUCUCAUGCAUUAAAGGACUAGUGAAUCCCACAGAUCUCGUACAACUUGUAGCCAGAUCUCCAAAUCUCACAAAUCUUACAUUAAACAAAACAGUGACUGCUGACACCAUCCGAAGAAUCCUGUUAAAAGCUCCUCAACUGAUGCACUUGGGUGUUGGUUCCAACAUCCCACACUUGGAGAUACAAUCUUACAUUCAACUAUCAUCAUCAUUUCACAAGUGUAAAUCAAUCCAAAGCCUCACAUUCUUCUACCUUGUUCCUCCUAUGCUUCUACGAGCUAUUUCUCCAAUCUGCCCCAAUCUUGUUCAUGUCAAUAUGAGAUAUGCCACAGGAAUCCAGAGCUCGGAGCUCAUCAAUUUCAUAAAGAAGUGCCCAAAGCUUCGUCGCCUAUGGAUUCUAGAUUCUAUUGGAGAUGAAGGUCUUGAGGUUGUAUCUUACACCUGUAAAAACCUUGAAGACUUGAGGAUAUUCCAUGGAAGAGCAGAGAUCGGUGUAACAGAAGUGGGUUUGACUGCCAUAUCCGCCGGUUGUCAGCAGCUCAAGUCUCUGACAUACUUUUGCAAAAGAAUGACAAACGCAACCCUUGUUUCUUUUUCCAAAAACUGCCCAAAAACCACUUGCUUCAGACUAAUCAUCUCAACCCCAAAACAGCCAGACCACACAACUCAGCAACCACUUGAUGAUGGUCUUGGGGCUAUCGUACAUUCAUGCAAGAAUCUGAGAAAGUUGAGCCUUUCAGGGCUUCUUCUAACAGACCAGGUAUUCCUCUACAUUGGAAUGUAUGCAGAAAGAUUGGAGGCACUUUCUGUAUCAGAUGCAGGGGAGAGUGAUGCGGGAAUGCAUUAUGUGUUCAAUGGAUGCAAGAAUCUAAGGAAGAUGGAGAUGAUUAAUUGCCCUUUUGGUUUUGAUUUUGAUGAUGGUGAUGGUGAUGGUGUUUGCAGUGGUUUAUUUGAGGAGUAUGGAUCAUGUAUGAGAUCCGUAUGGAUGUCUUCAUGUAGAACCACCCUGGGUGGAUGUAAGAUGAUUGCACAGCGAAGAGAGUCUUUGAAUGUUGAGGUUAUUAACAAAGAAGGUGACAUCGGAGAAGAAGAAGAAUAUCCAGAUGAUGAUAUGAAGGUUGAUAAGUUGUAUAUGUAUCAGGCAUUGGAUGGACCACGUGUUGAUUCUCCAUCCCACGUAUGGACUCUCUGA